UUAUGUAGAUGUUGGCGCAUACGGGCGUGAGAGCGAUGGAGGUGUCUUGGGUCGCAGUGCCUUCGGAUCCAGACUGGCAGAGGGCAACCUCAAUCUCCCCGCCCCUGCUGUCCUACCAGGCACCACAACGCCCAGUCCUUUUGUUUUUCCUGGGGGAUGAGGCCUUUCCCCUACAGGUGAACCUGAUGCGUCCCUAUCCAGGUACUAACCUGCAGGAUAGGAAGCGCAUCUACAACUACCGACAGGCCAGGGCGAGACGCGUAGUGGAGAAUGCCUUUGGCAUAUUGGCUGCGCGCUUCCGAAUCUUUGGCCGUCCAAUUGACUGCCAACCUGAAAAGGCCGUGAAGAUUGUGAAGGCGUGCGUGGCUCUCCACAACUUCCUGGCAUCCACCGAACGAGCCAGAUACAUGCCCGCCUCCUUUGUGGAUACGACCGCUGACACCGGAGAGGUCCAGCCUGGAGAGUGGAGGCAGCAUGUCGAGGGGGACCGGAAUAUGGUCGACGGACCACGGUGUUCGGUCGGCAGAGCCAGACCAUCUCAAAGAGCGGCACUUGUCAGGGAGCAGCUGGCAGAUUAUUUUCUGUCGGAUGCUGGCGUGUUUCCCCACCAGUACAAUGUGCUACGAUUGGGCACUGACCUAUAAACGUAUUGUUCACUUGGAAGCAUGACUUCUAAUUUUUUUUUUUUUUUGGUUUACGUCAAACUCAUUAAUUCAUAUCCAUAUAAAAUGUUUACACAACGAGCUACUGCCUUGACAGAUGAAUGAAUUAUUUAAUUGUACGCCUAUAGCCAAAGCUAUAGCGCAUAAUGUCUACAGAAAUUAUCACCAUUUUUAUAUGAUGUGCAUGUAUUUACCUGUAUGUCAAUUGUGGCACAUUUACAUUUAGGGCAUUUAGCAGACGCUUUUAUCCAAAGCGACUUACAAUAAGUACAUUUGUCAUAAGAAGUGCAUCAAUAUAUCGCUGUCGGUACAGAAAGGAUGUUCAUAGAACCAAGUGCAAGUACCACAAUCGCUAGGUUAAUCAAUUCCCCGUAUUACAGACAUGAUAGCAGCUGCUGCAGUUGCUACACAGUUAAGUGCUACAA
Messenger RNA from Gadus chalcogrammus (walleye pollock), 1087 nucleotides. RefSeq lists its product as uncharacterized. The transcript is spliced from 2 exons. The record is from RefSeq and is a predicted model, not a curated record. The coding region runs from base 9 to 644 and encodes 211 amino acids. NCBI's taxonomy places the organism in Eukaryota, Metazoa, Chordata, Actinopteri, Gadiformes, Gadidae.